AUGCAGGAGACAGAAAGGGAAAAAUCUCCAGAAACUGCAACAAGCAGUGCGGCAAAGGGAAAAGACGAAAGUCCACAAAUUCAGAGGGAGACUGGGGGAGAAAGUUCUGCAAAGUUUGAAACUCCUGGGGGAAUAAAUCAAAUUCCGGAUGAUAUGAAACAAAAGUGCUACAUCUGGGGGACGAGACCGAAGGAAGACGCAAAUGGCGAUACUAACGAGUAUGAGGAGAUAUGCACUCUGAUUGGCCAAGGAGAAUACAUUUUGAUGAGAAUGCACCUUGCAUCCCUCCAGGCAAAAAGUGAUAUAGAAUCUCAGAAAAAUGAAAAGAGGUUUCAGGAACAAAUAUACUGUCUCCCCCCCGAUAUUGUGAGCAUGGCACUUUCGGAUCACCCAAGGGGGGAAUUCAUAUCCCCGAAAAUGAAAAAGGAAUUCAGGGAGGAGGUGGACCACUAUAGAGUGGAAUAUGCUUCCCGGAUACUAUUCAGUGAGAUGAAUAAACAGAGAGAUCGGGCAAUUAGAGAGAGUAGUGCUAUAAGGCUGUCGAAGCCAUCCUCUGUAUUAUUGAGUCCGUUUUAUCAGAUUAAUUCUGCUGAUAUAGAAACUGGGUAA
Arachis duranensis is the source of this 609-nucleotide messenger RNA. RefSeq lists its product as uncharacterized. The record is from RefSeq and is a predicted model, not a curated record. NCBI's taxonomy places the organism in Eukaryota, Viridiplantae, Streptophyta, Magnoliopsida, Fabales, Fabaceae. Bases 1 to 609 code for a protein of 202 amino acids. The transcript is spliced from 5 exons.